GAUUGAGGAAUGGCUUUGGUCUUGUUGGUGAUCAGGUUGGUUGUUGUUGUUAAAGUGAAAAGUGCAAUGUUUCUGGGUAGUGAAUUAAAACAUGUUAAUUUUAUCAAUUAAAGUUUAAAGUAAAUUAAAUUAUUUAAAGUCUUCACUAUGGACCUAAAGGAUAGUGAGUUUUCUAAUUCUAUUAAGUACAAUUUUAAUAAUAAGGAUUGGCCGACACCAGGAGAAGCAGUGGAAACAACAACUACGUCCAGUAGUGUGACUGAUGAAAGUGUUGAUUGUGCUUCUAGUGCUAAAUCAUCUUCUUCUUUGCAGACUAAUAGUAACAAUAUUAAUAAUAAUUCUAAAGGAGGAGAAAUAGAUUCAUCUGUAUCAUCAUCAACGACAACAACAACAACAACAACAACUUCUUCUUCUACUACAACUACAACUACAACUACCCAAGGGACAAAAAAAGGUUCUAAGAAUAAAUGGAGACCAUUAGAAUUUGAACCACCAACAAGUAAAUCAGAGGAAAGGCGACACGGACAAAGAUCAUCUAGAAAUCAUUCUCGAAAAGAUUCUAUUAAUAACAAUCACAGCUCAUCAGAAGUUCCAAAUGGCGGAGCUACAAGCAGCAAGAAAUAUGGUGAUAACAACAUGCUGCAAUCUCUUAAUAAUAAUAAGAUUAACGCAGUCUCUGUGCCCUCUUCUUCGGACAAAGGCUUCCGUGGAGGUCGUCGAGGACGAGGAAGGGGAAGAGGAAGUGGAAUACCUGUACAGUCGAAUUCCGGUAAUAAUGGAGGAGGUAAUGGGGGCCCAGGGUCUGGUGGGCCAGUGCAUCGUGGCGGUGGUCGCUCAAAUCGAAGCUACGAUCCAGGUCGAAUUACUCCAAACCAUGAAGAUUUUCCUGCCGACAUCGCCUAUUAUGUUGAUUAUUCACCAAUUUCGGAUGCAGCUAUUUCAAAUGAAGGGGAACUCGAUAUUAGUAUAAUUUCUCCUACUUUAGGUCCACCAACACAAGCAGCAGUGGCUGCAGCCUUUGUCUCACCAGCUAUUGUUCCAACAACAACUACCUUUGUGCCUACAGCAGCUUUCUUUUCUCCAUAUGCGGCAGCCGUGACUACUGCUGCUCUCCAAGAUCCAAAUUCGUUAAAAAAAUCGAUCAAAUCACAAAUCGAAUAUUAUUUUAGUGAAGAAAACUUGCAACGUGAUUUUUUCCUUAGACGCAAAAUGGACGAAGAAGGUUAUCUUCCUAUUUCUUUAAUCGCAUCAUUUCAUCGAGUCAAAGCAUUAACUACCGAAGUAGCAUUGGUCAUAGAUGCUCUGAGAGGAUCAGACAAGGUUGAGUUCAAUGAGAACGGAACCAAAUUACGGACAACAGCUGAUCCUCUAAAAUGGCCUAUUUUUGAUCAAAGACAACCUCAAAUUUAAUCAUCUCUAUCAUCUCUCUUCUUCCUUCCUUUCUUUCUUCCUCUCUCCUUCUCUCUUUCUUCUUUCUAUCUCUAUCUCUUUCUAUCUCUUUCUUCUUUCUCUCUCUCUCUCUCUCUCUCUUCCUCUCUCUUCCUUUCUCUUUCUCUCUUACAACAAUUAUCAUCGAAUUGCAUGUAAUGCUUUUCAACUCUUGCUCUCACACACACUUUCCUUCUCUGUAUCUCAUACAUGCACAUACACACGUUUUUGUUUAUCUAUUUCCCUAUUCUCUUUGUUUUUCAUUCUACAAAAAAUGAUAUUUGUUAACACCUAAUACCUGGUAUCACCUUUUGAAACUUUCAAUCGAGUUUAUUCAUAAACUAGUGUAUGUACUUCAAUCGAAGCAAAGUUACUUUUUGAGACGAUUUUUUAGUUAAUCAAAAAUUCACAUUAAUAUUUAAAUGACCAAAAUUUUGAAUGUAUAUUUAUAUCUAUUGCAGGGCGACUUCGUUUCAAAUAAGUAAAUGACUAAUAAUCACAAUUAAAGUAACAGUUAACUGAUUGAGAAGAUCAAUAAAAUCUUCGUUUUACUCUUGA
This is a messenger RNA of Panonychus citri (citrus red mite), 1986 nucleotides long. Its product is annotated as la-related protein 1-like. Gene Ontology annotation, biological process: positive regulation of translation. Gene Ontology annotation, molecular function: RNA binding. NCBI's taxonomy places the organism in Eukaryota, Metazoa, Arthropoda, Arachnida, Trombidiformes, Tetranychidae. The transcript has a single exon. The record is from RefSeq and is a predicted model, not a curated record. The coding region runs from base 148 to 1410 and encodes 420 amino acids. Gene Ontology annotation, cellular component: cytosol; cytoplasmic stress granule.